AUGCGUGUAAACUUACGCAAAUUUUUAAUUAUCGGCAUAUGUGUAAUAUGUGCUUGGCUUCUGUUUUCAUACACUACUUAUAUACUUUCAUAUUUUUCGGUUCCUAAAGACAGUUCUAAAAAAUCAUUAGUUGAAUUGGAAACUAAACUGGAGAAAUUACAAAAACAGUUAGAUAAUGAUGUGAGUUGGGGUAACAAGUUAUUAAAUAAAAUGAAAAAUCAUUUGAAAAAGCAAAACGAAAAACAAUUUGUGGCUGAACAGGAUAGUAGUAUUGACAUUAAAAGUUUAAAUCCAAUCCUUCCAGUAUUAGUGAUUGCUUGUGACAGAAUAACGGUGAAGCGGUGUUUAGAUAAUUUAGUUAAAUUUAGACCGGAUAAAGAAACUUUCCCAAUUAUAGUUAGUCAGGAUUGCGGUCACAACGCGACGUACCAAAUGAUAAAGUCCUACACAGAUUUGGACCCAACGAUAUCGGUGGUGCAGCAGCCGGACCUCUCAGAAAUACCGCUGACACGAGCGAAAGCUAAAUUCAAAGGGUAUUUUAAAAUUGCGCGCCAUUACCGAUUCGCAUUGAAUUACAUAUUCCGACAUUUGGGACACGAGGCUGUGAUUAUUGUUGAAGAUGAUUUGGAUAUAUCACCGGACUUUUUUGAAUAUUUUCUCGGGACCUAUCCGUUAUUAUUAAGAGAUCCAAGUAUAUGGUGUAUAUCAGCAUGGAACGACAAUGGAAAGAAGGAAUUGAUAGAUAUAAAUCGUCCAGAACUCCUUCAUAGAACUGAUUUCUUCCCGGGACUGGGCUGGAUAUUGAGGAGUGAGACCUGGGACCAGUUGGAAACUAAAUGGCCUGAGGCUUUUUUUGACGACUGGCUCAGGGAUCCGCGGAAUACCGAAGGUCGUUCGUGUAUCAGACCCGAAGUGUCAAGGACUUACUCGUUUGGAAAGGUUGGAGUGAGCAAAGGUCUAUUCUUCGACCUCCACUUGCGAUAUAUGCAGCUUAAUGGCGAAUUUGUCGAAUUCACAAAAUUGAACCUCACUUAUCUCAUCAAAGACGUAUACGACGACAACCUAACAUCACUGGUUGCGUCACUGCCGGAGUCCACAGCCGAGGAUGUGAUAAUGGGCUAUGGGACUGGUCCAGUUCGGGUCUUGUACAGUAACGCUAAGAGUUACCAGCGAGCUGCUAAGAAACUUGGGUUGAUGGACGAUUUUAGGAGCGGAAUACCUCGGACGGCUUACCGUGGUAUUGUGACAUGUUUUAUUAAAGGACGUCGUGUAUAUUUGGCCCCGAGCUAUGAAUGGACAAAAUACGACCCCAAUUGGGGCUAA
This is a messenger RNA of Pieris macdunnoughi, 1323 nucleotides long. The record is from the annotation of a GenBank genome assembly. NCBI's taxonomy places the organism in Eukaryota, Metazoa, Arthropoda, Insecta, Lepidoptera, Pieridae.